Leptidea sinapis is the source of this 2111-nucleotide messenger RNA. RefSeq names its product glycerol kinase-like (gene Gk-2). The coding region runs from base 321 to 1976 and encodes 551 amino acids. The record is from RefSeq and is a predicted model, not a curated record. Gene Ontology annotation, cellular component: mitochondrion. Gene Ontology annotation, biological process: glycerol metabolic process; triglyceride metabolic process; glycerol-3-phosphate biosynthetic process. The transcript is spliced from 12 exons. Gene Ontology annotation, molecular function: glycerol kinase activity. Lineage: Eukaryota; Metazoa; Arthropoda; Insecta; Lepidoptera; Pieridae.
CUUUGGUUACAGUAAAUAGAUUCUUUGAUCGCCAGGUCUAGAGUUUAAAUUGAAUGUUUAAUUUUAUUUAAAAAUAUUCGUAUCUUAACAUUUUUAAGGAGAUCACUUACUUGUGGCAAGUCAAUAAAUUCGACACAAACAAUCAAACACUAAUUACGUAAGUACUGUCUAAAACAAAUGUCGGAAUGCAAUAUAAACAAAACAUCAAAUUACCGACCUAAGACGUUUUCCCUGUGAGAUAACUGUUGAACUUGGACCUGAGAACGAAAAAUUGUAAAGCCGAGUGGCGAGUUUAAGUAAUAUAGUUAGAGUGUCCAGCUAUGCGGGAAUUUGGUAAAUUUGGCCCAUUAAUUGGAGCAAUUGACGAAGGAACAUCCAACGUAAAGUUUUUGGUGUUUGCAGCAAACACUUCAGAAGUAUUGACUUACCACCAGAUAAUUCUUAAAAGGUUCAGCCCACGAGAAGGUUGGGUUGAACAAGAUGCAUUAGAAAUUCUUAGUGCUGUCUUAGAGUGUAUUGAAGAGACCAUUGAUAAUUUGAGAAAAUUGGAUAUAGACCCAGGUGAUGUUGUAGGAAUUGGAAUAACAAAUCAAAGGGAGACAACAAUUGUUUGGAAUUCUGAAACUGGCGAGCCUUUAUACAGUGCAAUCGUUUGGUUGGAUGUCAGAACAUCUAAGAUUAUUGAUGAUCUAAAGAAAAGUAAAGGAGCACAUAGCAUAAACUCAGUCACUCAAACAAGUGGUCUUCCAUUGUCGACGUACUUCUCAUCUGUUAAGCUGAAGUGGCUCAUACAAAACGUAGCAUUAGUAAAAGAAGCUAUCAGCAAUGGGAAAUGUAUGGCGGGAACGGUGGAUUCAUGGCUUAUAUGGAACCUUACCGGAGGCAGUCGCGGCGGAAUACAUGCAACAGAUGUUACAAAUGCAUCUCGAACUCAACUCAUGUCACUCAGAAGUCUGCAAUGGGAUAAAGGACUGUUACGUUUCUUCAGCAUACCAGAACAAAUUCUACCAAAGAUUAAAAGUUCCUCGGAAAUAUAUGGAUACAUAUCAACGGGAUCACUUCUUGGCACACCAAUCGCUGGGUGUCUAGGAGACCAACAGUCAGCAUUGGUGGGACAAAACUGCUUGAGGUUUGGUCAAGUCAAAUGUACGUACGGUACUGGCUGUUUUUUAUUGUAUAAUACAGGUGAAUCUAUCGUACAUUCCCAGAAUGGACUUCUAACUACUGUAGCAUAUAAAAUGGGACCCGACGAGCCGCCAGUGUAUGCUUUAGAAGGAUCAGUUGCCAUAGCAGGAGAUACAAUGCAGUGGUUGAAACACGGACUUGGUAUAGUAAAUGAUAUAUCAGACACAGAUGUUCUUGCCAUGGAUGUUGCUGAUAACGAGGAAGGAAGUGUCUGUUUUGUGCCAGCAUUCAAUGGCCUUUAUUCUCCACAGUGGCGCAAGGAUGCAAGAGGAAUUAUGUGCGGAAUAAGCAGUAAAACUCGCAGGGAGCACAUAGUACGUGCCGCACUGGAAGCCGUCUGUCAACAGACAUGCGCAGUUGCCGCCGCCAUGGCCGUCGACUGCGCGCCAUUGAGGCAGCUAUUGGCCGACGGGGGCAUGGCUCAGAACGUCGCCCUCAUGCAGAUGCAAGCGGAUAUACUCGGCAUUCCUGUUAUACGGCCAUUGAUGAUGGAGAGCACAGCGCUGGGUGUAGCGAUCGUGGCAGGCCGGGCAUUACGAGUGUGGCCAGCUUCUACUCCAAGUCCGCCGUCAGAUACCUUUCUACCGUCAAUAACUAAUGAGGAACGAGAAAUACGUAGAUUACGCUGGGAAAAAGCUUUGGACAAAAGUUUAGGUUGGGCACAAGAUGACAGUAAUCAACCGAUUGAGAAACAAGAUGAAAUUGACAAUGCAGCGACAGCUCUACCAUCAGGCCUCUUCUUCCUAGGCACAGCGCUAUUGGUCAUUUUAGCAGACAAAUUAAAAGUGUAGCAGAUAGUUUGUAGAUACCUUUCUCAGUAGCAGCUUAUCAUACCUCAUACAUAGUCAUGGUGAAUACAGUAUUAUUGUUAUAAAAUAGAUUGUUUAAUUGUUGUUGAAAUAAAUAAAUAGUGGAAAAUCCUUGUA